AUGCUCCAAUCACAAGGUAGCAGUGCGUUGAAGAGGGAAUCCUCCUCUUCAUCCUCCAUUUAUAUCAGUGUGAGGUUUACUCCAAUGGCCAGCGUAUCUUCUAUUGUUGGUGCACAGUGUGGGGAUGGCAACUUCACUAUCCUGUUGCUCUCAUCCUUUCCUAAGUUUGCACGAUCAUCGGAAAGGGCGAUGUUGCGCGAUAGCAGCUGCAUAACGUUAGUUGCUCCCAUCGUAUUGUCGAAUGAUAUGGAACAGGCGUUGGGCAGCCCUCUUGCUCUGUUUAUGGUGCUGAAGGCAUCAGUACAGACGUUGAUGGUGCCGGAGGUUGAGGGUUUGGACGAGUUGGAGAAAUGUAUACUUAUGUUCAAGAGCCAGAGUGUACAUGCAAAUUGCGGCUGUCUGGACGACCUCCGAGAGACGCAUAACUGUGCCGACGUUCCGGAUCUUCCUGCUUGCUAG
Messenger RNA from Fomitiporia mediterranea MF3/22, 459 nucleotides. RefSeq lists its product as uncharacterized. NCBI's taxonomy places the organism in Eukaryota, Fungi, Basidiomycota, Agaricomycetes, Hymenochaetales, Hymenochaetaceae. The coding region runs from base 1 to 459 and encodes 152 amino acids. The record is from RefSeq and is a predicted model, not a curated record. The transcript has 2 exons.